UCUGAUUUAAAGGAAAAAAAAAAAAAAUUGGAUGAUGGACCCUGUGAUUCACAUAGGACACAAAAUCUUAUACAUAGACUACCCAAAUGGUGUUCUUCCUACAUUGAUUUAAGAAAAAAAGGGGGACCAUGGCGCAUUGAUAAUCAUUUGAUAGGUUUUUAAAAUGCCUCACAUUAUUCUUCAAAGUUUUCUCUAUUUUUUCACUUUACAUUUAUAUCUACUUCCUAUUGUAUGUAUUGAGAUGAAAUAACUUUGUUUAUGUAACUAGUAAUGCUAUAUUAUCCCUUUCACUUAAAAAAACAAAACCCAAGAGAAGAUAUAGUAAAAGGGGGAGGACUAUCCAGGGUAAGGAGAGAUAUAGAUAUAGUACUGGGCACAACACUAGAAUGAACAGCCUUUACCCUAUUAAUAAUAAUUUUGUGAUACAAAGGUUUUUCAAAUUUUGUUUUGGGGUAAGCUUAAAAUUAUUAUUAUUUUUUUAAUAUGGAAAAAAAUAUGAAAUAAAGGGGUACCUUCGGUAUUUAAAAAAAUAUGUUUGCUUUAUUGAGGAAAUAAAAAGAAACAAGUAUUCUAAAAAAAAAUAAAAAAUUGUGGAGAUAUCACCUCUUGCCCUUUCAUUGGUGCGGUUUCCACCAUGGCAUCACGGAAGCCACUGCCCUUUCUGUUAUGAUGGCCUAACGAUUGAUAAGUAGAUUGACAGCAAUACCCUUCUAUAAAAAAGCAUCGAAGUUCGAAGGAUGUUAAAACACUUGGUGGUGGUACUCUCCCCACUCUCCACCUGCAUGGGCUGGUGGCAGAGAAGCUAUGGCUUUCCUCUGUUUCAAUUCCUUACCUCUACCACCUUCUCAGCCUCGCAAGAUAGCAGAAGCUCCUUUUAAUGGAGGCCUGAAGCCCAUCGUCGUCAAUGGUGAUCCUCCCACUUUUGUCUCGGCUCCUGGUCGCCGAAUUGUAGCCGUUGGGGACUUGCAUGGAGAUCUUGUGCAGGCAAGAUGUGCACUUGAGACAGCUGGUGUUUUGAGCUCUGAUGGUCUAGACUUAUGGACUGGUGGAGAGACGGUAUUGAUUCAACUUGGAGAUAUUUUUGAUCGGGGUGAAGAUGAAAUAGCUAUUUUAUCCUUACUGCGAUCAUUAAAUAUUCAGGCAAAGAAAAAAGGUGGAGCAGUCUUUCAGGUAAAUGGAAACCAUGAGACCAUGAAUGUAGAAGGGGAUUUCAGAUAUGUUGAAGCUGGGGCAUUUGAUGAGUGUAUAGACUUCCUGGAGUACCUGGACGAAGAUGAAGAUAGCUGGGAUGAAGCUUUUGUCAAUUGGAUUGCAGUGUCAGAAAGAUGGAAAGGAGAAUCUAGUAAUUCCUCAAAAUAUUGGGGUCCAUGGAAUCUGGUGAAGAGGCAAAAAGGGGUGAUUGCAAGGUCGAUCCUCCUAAGACCAGGGGGCUUAUUGGCAUGUGAGUUGGCACGGCAUUCUGUUGUGCUCAAAGUUGAUGAUUGGGUUUUCUGUCAUGGCGGCCUUCUUCCUCGUCAUGUUGAGUAUGGGAUAGAGAGGAUGAACAAGGAGGUGUCUGAUUGGAUGAGAGGUCUAAAUGAGCAGAAGAGUAGUUCUCAAAUCCCUUUCAUAGCCACCCGAGGUUAUGAUAGUGUCGUUUGGAACCGCUUGUAUUCAAGAGAUGCUGCAGACAUGGAGGUCUACCCAAGUCCCCAGAUUUCCUCCAUUCUCGAGGAGACAUUACAAGCAAUGGGCGCUAAGGCGAUGGUUGUGGGGCACACCCCUCAGACCACAGGAAUAAAUUGUAAAUACAAUUGUAGCAUAUGGCGGAUUGAUGUGGGCAUGUCCAGCGGGGUCCUCAAUUCAAGACCUGAAGUUCUAGAAAUAAUAGACAAUAAAGCAAGAAUAUUGAGAAGCGGAAGUGACAUAUUUGGUGAACUUGAGGUUGUUGAUUACACGUGAAGGAGAACAUAGCAGGUAUAAAGGGAAAACUAUGUUGGUCUUUAAUUCAGAGCCUCAUGAUAGAGCAUAUCAAGUGGUGGGUUGCAUAUUGAUCACCUAAAGUAAAUGUGGGAUAUAGGUAUCUGGAGAUUAAGCAGGAAAAACAAAUUUCAUUUUGCCGAUUUCAAUCAGACACAGUAGUGAAGCAACAGGAGUUGGUUGUCUAUGGGAUGUAGGCCUUUGAACUGGUGAUGUUCCAUGAUAUAGGAGGAAAUUGGUCAAAUCACAAGCGGGAAAUUGCUUCAGUUUAAUAUUCUUUCAUGGACUUUGUACAUUGAAUCAAGUAGCAGAUGAUGAAUAUGUAUAGAACAAGUGAAAAUGUUCUUUUUUUAUUUUUAUUUUGGUAGCUGGUGCAAAAAUUAGUGUUAUUGCUGAACCAUAACAGAAUAAAUGAUGCACAAUCUCUAGAUUACGAUGCCA
Molecule: messenger RNA, 2400 nt
Organism: Macadamia integrifolia
Lineage: Eukaryota; Viridiplantae; Streptophyta; Magnoliopsida; Proteales; Proteaceae
Product: shewanella-like protein phosphatase 1
Exons: 10
Coding region: 805-1941 (378 amino acids)
Molecular function (GO): hydrolase activity
Source: RefSeq, a predicted model, not a curated record